AUGGGUGUGGAGUACACGCUCAGCAUGGUGCCAGCAUCCUCGCCGCCGUUUGACUUGGGGUUUGUUGCCACGCGCCGUCUCCACGGACUGCUAUCCUCGUGGCCGGAGCUCAAUACUUUGCUUGCUGCUCUGAAUACGGUAUUUGUGGGAAUGCAAACAGCUUAUAUCCUGUGGACAUGGCUAGUAGAAGGUAGACCUAGAGCAACAAUCUCUGCGUUAUUUAUGUUCACUUGCCGUGGGAUUUUGGGUUACACCACCCAGCUUCCUUUGCCUGAGGAAUUUUUGGGGUCAGGAGCGGAUUUUCCAGUAGGGAAUGUAUCAUUUUUCCUGUUUUACUCAGGUCAUGUUGCAGGGUCUGUGAUUGCUUCAUUGGAUAUGAGAAGAAUGCAGAGGUGGGAAUUGGCUUGGACAUUUGAUGUGCUUAAUGUUCUUCAAGUUAUUAGGCUUCUUGGUACUAGGGGUCACUAUACCAUAGAUUUAGCUGUUGGUGUUGGUGCUGGUAUUCUCUUUGAUUCGCUAGCUGGAAAAUAUCAAGAGUUCAAACGAAGGGAAUCUAUUGCUAAUGCUAUUUCUGCUAAAGAGGCUUUCUUUAGUUAG
Dovyalis caffra is the source of this 597-nucleotide messenger RNA. The record is from the annotation of a GenBank genome assembly. Lineage: Eukaryota; Viridiplantae; Streptophyta; Magnoliopsida; Malpighiales; Salicaceae.